Molecule: messenger RNA, 412 nt
Organism: Culicoides brevitarsis
Lineage: Eukaryota; Metazoa; Arthropoda; Insecta; Diptera; Ceratopogonidae
Gene: LSm3
Product: U6 snRNA-associated Sm-like protein LSm3
Exons: 2
Coding region: 107-391 (94 amino acids)
Biological process (GO): P-body assembly; mRNA splicing, via spliceosome
Cellular component (GO): Lsm1-7-Pat1 complex; P-body; U6 snRNP
Molecular function (GO): RNA binding
Source: RefSeq, a predicted model, not a curated record
AAAUCAAACGUCAAGUAAACGUCUUUGCAACGCCGCGUAAAACCUUUUUCCUCCUUAAUUUUCAAGAAUUUCAGAAGUUUUAAACUUCCAAAGAUAAAUUUCAACAAUGGCAGAUGAAGAACAUACUCCAAUCGUUGUUAAAGAGCCUUUGGAUCUCAUUCGUCUCAGUUUGGAUGAAAAAAUCUACGUAAAGAUGCGAAAUGAGCGAGAACUCCGUGGAAGACUGCAUGCCUUCGAUCAACAUUUGAAUAUGGUACUCGGAGAUGUUGAAGAAACUGUUACGACAGUCGAAAUUGACGAAGAAACGUACGAAGAAGUGUAUAAAACAACAAAACGAACACUACCAAUGUUGUUUGUGCGUGGCGAUGGAGUCAUUUUAAUCGCUCAUUAAAUAAAUUUAUAAGAAAUUUGA